AUGGAAAUCACCGAGGAAAUUAUCCAAGAACUUAGACACCGAUUUGAAGAGUCUGCGAUCAAAUGCUCAGAACGAUGUCUAUACCAAUCUUCAAAAUGGUACACCCAAAAACAAUCUAUACCGCUUAAUCAUGAAGACACCGACGCUGAAUCUUCAAUGGAUAUUGCAGAACCCCCCAUGCCACCAAUCAACCCAUACUUAGGCGCACAAGACCCUGCCGAAGCGGUGAUGGAAGCCCGAGAAUCCCACAAAUACCUCCUGGCCAAAUCAUACUUUGAUACUCGAGAAUAUGACCGCUGUGCGGCGGUAUUCUUACCUCCGACCACACCUCCCGUACCUCUGUCUGUAGCCUCUCCAAACUCGAAAUCGAAGCAACCGCGCACAUCUCUGAAGGGCAAAGAGAAAGUAUCGCCAUUCCAAGGUUCGAAAGGUCAACCGCGGAGGAAUCCAUACCCAAAACUCAGUCAAAAAUCGCUUUUCCUUGCCCUAUAUGCGAAAUACAUGGCAGGAGAGAAGCGCAAGGAUGAGGAAACAGAGAUGGUGCUGGGCCCAGCGGAUGGUGGAACGGCGGUCAAUCGCGAAUUACCGGAUCUCGCCCGUGGCUUGGAAGGCUGGCUGAUGGAACGCAGCUCCGAGGGCCUUGAGGAUCAGGGACAGGGAUGGCUAGAGUAUCUCUAUGCCGUCGUCUUACUGAAGGGGCGGAACGAGGAACUGGCGAAGAAGUGGCUCAUUAAAAGUGUACAUCAGAACCCAUUCCAUUGGGGGGCAUGGCAAGAGCUGGGUGACCUCCUGGCCAAUAAUGAAGACUUGAAACAAAUCGUGGACCGUCUACCAAAGAGUCUCAUGACCUUGAUCUUCCACACCUACAGCAGUCAGGAACUUUAUCAAACCACACCCGAGACAUACAAGGAUCUUCAACAACUUCAAACAUUAUUCCCUACCAACGCAUUCCUCCAGACACAAGAAGCACUGCUUUAUUACCACGACAAAGACUUUGACAAAGCGGCUGAGAUAUUCAAUGAAAUUCUGGCUACAUCUCCACACCGGUUGGAUAGCCUUGAUCACUAUUCCAAUAUAUUAUAUGUCAUGGGUGCACGACCCCAACUGGCUUUCGUCGCUCAGAUUGCUAUUGCCACCGACAAAUUCCGCCCUGAAACGUGCUGUGUUGUGGGAAACUACUAUUCCCUGAAAUCCGAGCAUGAGAAAGCGGUCAUGUACUUCCGGCGUGCACUGACACUCGACCGCAACUUCUUGUCGGCUUGGACCCUUAUGGGCCACGAGUAUAUAGAGAUGAAAAACACACAUACCGCUAUUGAAUCAUAUCGCCGUGCUGUUGAUGUCAAUCGCAAAGACUACCGUGCUUGGUACGGUCUGGGUCAGGCUUACGAAGUCCUCGACAUGUCUUUCUAUGCCCUGUUCUACUACCAACGAGCAGCUGCCCUUCAACCAUAUGACCCGAAAAUGUGGCAGGCAGUAGGCUCGUGCUACGCGAAGAUGGGCCGCAUCGAGCAGAGUAUUCAAGCUCUAAAGCGUGCCCUGGUUGCUGGAGCCUAUUAUGCAGACGGUGCUUCAGGCAUCGGUGCAAGCCCUGGCCCUGGUGCCCGCAAGAUUCUCGAUGCAGAGACAUUACACCAGAUUGCAACUCUUUAUGAACGACUUGACAAUGAAGAAGAAGCGUCUGCCUACAUGGAAUUAACCCUGCAGCAAGAAUCCGGCGGUGCUCCUGUGAAUGAAGAUGGAAAUUCAGACGAGGACGACGAGUACUCUUCUGCUUCUGAACAUGCUACGCAUAGCGAUGAAGCCGAGAAUUCUGGCGAUGAUGAAGACGGACCUAGACGACGUCGCCGGAAGCCUCGUCCUCGAACCUCAUCAUUUGCCAUGCAGAAUGAUGACUCCACCGCUACUGAAACAUGGCACCAUGGCACUGGUCCCACGGCAACCACAUCUAGGGCACGCUUGUGGCUGGCGCAGCAUUCUCUGCGACAUGGUGACCUAGACCGUGCGGACCAACUAGCUGGAGAGCUUUGUCAAGAUGGAUUUGAAGUCGAAGAGGCGAGAGCGCUCAUGAGUGAUGUUCGAGCCAGACGGGAAGGUGAUAGUUAG
Penicillium odoratum is the source of this 2103-nucleotide messenger RNA. RefSeq names its product anaphase promoting complex subunit CDC23. Gene Ontology annotation, biological process: cell division. Bases 1 to 2103 code for a protein of 700 amino acids. Gene Ontology annotation, molecular function: protein binding. NCBI's taxonomy places the organism in Eukaryota, Fungi, Ascomycota, Eurotiomycetes, Eurotiales, Aspergillaceae. The record is from RefSeq and is a predicted model, not a curated record. Gene Ontology annotation, cellular component: anaphase-promoting complex. The transcript has 4 exons.